GGAUGGCACAGGAUAGGAAGGGACGGACAGGGCAGGUACAGGGCGGGCCCGGACGGGGCGGGCCGGUUCCUCUCCGCCCCGCCCUGUUCCCGGCGUCCCCAGCAGCCCGUCCCCGCCAUGGCCGCGUCACCGCCUCCCGUGGGGGGCCCCGCGGGCCGAGCUGCCGCGCUGGCCGCCGCCUGUGCCCGGACAUCGGUGAUGUUGGGCUUAAGUACCAUCUGGAACUGGUGUUAGAAGACAUCCUUGACAAUGACAGUACUGUUAACUGCACUGCUGAGGUUCUUUAUCAUCCAGGCAACAAAAACCUUCCUCCAGAUGUGCAACUCACAAUUGAUGGAGAACUUAAGAACACAGACGAAGCAGAUAACAUAUUCUACAAUCGAAUCAAAAGCCUGGAAAAAGAGCUGGUGGCAGAAAACAUACCAGACAGCCAUGGCAACAUGUCCCCAGAAAUGGAGCCCAUCCACCUGCUCGCAUGGGCCGCCUCUGGCUACGUGAUAUGGCAGAACUCAACUGAAAACACUAAUUUCCAACUUGCCCAAAUUAAACAUGUGAAGCAAGUGAAAAGAGAUGAUGAAUAUCUUGAAUUUGACUACAUGAUUCUACUUCAUGAAAUGGUGUCCCAGGAGAUCAUUCCCUGGCAGAUGACGGUUCUCUGGCACCCACAGCACGGUGUUCAAGUAACACAAGACAGCCGCCAGCCAAAACAUGCACCGGAAUAACUGAGCACCUGGUACCACAAUGAAGAAGCUCAAAUGCUGCAAUAAGAGUUUGAAGAGAGGGCAGAUAAGUUGAGGAGGGUGGAUAUGCAACUGAGGUACGAAGGGAAAGGCCUUCCUCACUUACACUUUUCCUGUACACCGUGCUUUGAUCUGAUAAUCCAAAAGGCACUUUCUCUGCUCUAAUCAAAUUCUGCACCAAAAUAAAUUUUAAAAACCUCUGUUACCAGAAAGAAU
Cuculus canorus (common cuckoo) is the source of this 956-nucleotide messenger RNA. It is a transcript of the gene LXN, whose product is annotated as latexin. NCBI's taxonomy places the organism in Eukaryota, Metazoa, Chordata, Aves, Cuculiformes, Cuculidae. The record is from RefSeq and is a predicted model, not a curated record. The transcript has 6 exons. Gene Ontology annotation, molecular function: metalloendopeptidase inhibitor activity. Bases 3 to 722 code for a protein of 239 amino acids.